Molecule: messenger RNA, 1397 nt
Organism: Gigantopelta aegis
Lineage: Eukaryota; Metazoa; Mollusca; Gastropoda; Neomphalida; Peltospiridae
Product: zinc finger protein 28-like
Exons: 2
Coding region: 113-1219 (368 amino acids)
Biological process (GO): regulation of transcription by RNA polymerase II
Molecular function (GO): DNA-binding transcription factor activity; RNA polymerase II cis-regulatory region sequence-specific DNA binding
Source: RefSeq, a predicted model, not a curated record
UUUUACUCAAAGACAAGAGGGUUGAGUUUUCCAAGUUAGUCGUCAAUUUACUUUUAAAAAGAUCCUAGGUUUCCGUAACGCUGUCCCGCUGUUCCGCCGUCUCGUGGUAACAAUGUUCCCGUCACUUCACAUCAGCACUUCCGGUCUAUCCGAACGAACAGGAAGUCGCAUUCCCUUAGACCACCCCAAUACUAAUGCGCCGACGUUACGCAGCCCCUUACCUACGUCUACAGUACCGAGUGCCAGAACCAGUCUAACUAGUGUAUCCCUCAGUACAGUGGGCUCCAACGCCGUACAGCCCUUCCAGGGUAUCCCAUUCCCGUCACCAAUGGCAACAGCUGCACAUGGAAGUCUUGUCUCGCCAUUGCUCCAGUUCCCUGCUAUCUACCCGGGCCAGCCGGACUUGAGGCACUUCAGUCUGUCGCAGUAUCAAGCAGUUAACCAGGCAGCAUUUGCCAGUGAACUGUCGAAAAUGAAAUCACCUUUCAUCAACCGGAAUUAUCUGGAAUUGGCUAUGCUGGUGUGCAACACGUUCCGCGGUAAACUGUUUCCGUGCCCGCACUGUCGUUACGUGACCGACCGCCGUAACAACCUGAAACGCCACAUCUCGACGAUGCACCAGACGUGCGACAAGGUGCUCGAGUGUUGCGGGGUCCACUUCAACACGAAGGCCUCGCUCAGGGAGCACAUCAUGAUAUUCCACCACAACGGCUACUCAUGCGCCUACUGUGGGCGCAGAUUCUGCCGGAAGGCACUUCUGAAGCGCCACCUGUCCGUGCACAGCGGUCAAAAAGACUACACCUGUCCCCACUGCGAUUACGCCACGAGUCACAAGAGCAACUUGGAACGUCACAAGCGAAUUCACGACCGAUUCCGCAUCUCCGGUGAGGACGACGAUGAUGAUGACGUCAAACAUGAUGUCAUUAAUGACCCUUCGAGAUCGGAAAACGAUUUCAGCGGACUAGGCAGCCCAGUGCUUCCGCACACAAUUUCCAGUAGGAUGGCUUGCGACACGACUGAUGACGUCAUAGAGCAUCCGGACAUUUCCGAUGAUGACAGCGAAACUUGCCGAUCUGUGUACGGAGCGGACUCGACUGCUCCUAUGCCCGAGGACAUGCGGACAGUAAACAACAGUCGGCAGUGCUCCAUCACGAGUUUCUGUGCAGAUAAAAUGUGUGACAGCGACAAUGAAAUAGAUGUGUGUAGCACGGCACAUUAGCAGAUAACUCUUGCCGUGGACCUAGGGGGAGCCACUCGAGAAAACCAAAAACGUAACACCGGCACGAUAGUUAACUGAUAUAACAAUGGCGUUGCUGUACCCAGUUAAAAAUACCAGCAAACUGCACCAAGGCACAUAAGUAAUACAGGGUCUUCUCCAGCUGGACAAAAGGGACGUG